ACUACGCUCUUCAAUCAAAGACCAAAGCUAUCGAGAGAUCGAUCACUGCACGCCAGCUGCUCGGAGAAAAGGCGAGAAGAAAAUAGUGAGCUCGCAGCUAGCUAAGUUAGCUUGCUUAGCCAUGGGCGAGGAAGCCGCGGCGGCCACGGUGACGGCGGCGGCGGCGGCGGCGGCGAGCGGCGGCGCGCCGCACCUGCUCCUCAUCUGCUUCCCCGGGCAGGGCCACGUCAACCCGAUGCUCCGGCUCGCCAAGCGCAUCGCGGCGAAGGGCCUCGUCGUGACGUUCUCGUCGACGUCCGCCAUCGGCGCCAAGCUCGUGGAGUCGUCCGGCGUGUCGGUCGGCGGCGACGGCGUGCCGCUCGGCGGCGGCCGGAUCAGGUUCGAGUUCUUGGAGGAUGGCUUCGACGGGAGCGACCUCGACGAGCUGAUGCGGCACCUCGGGACGGCCGGGCCGGCGGCGUUCGCCGAGCUGCUCGCGCGGCAGGAGGCGGCGGGGCGGCCGGUGGCGUGCGUCGUCGGGAACCCGUUCAUCCCGUGGGCGGUCGACGUCGCCGCCGCCGCCGGCAUCCUGUCGGCCGUGCUGUGGGUGCAGUCGUGCGCCGUGUUCUCGCUCUACUACCACCGCGUCCACGGCCUCGUCGAGUUCCCCCCCGAGGACGACCUCGACGCGCGGCUCACGCUGCCGGGGCUCCCGGCGAUGUCGGUCGCCGACGUGCCGUCCUUCCUCCUCCCGUCGAACCCCUACAUGAGCCUCACGGAGGCGAUACAGCAGCAGAUCCGCACCAUCGACAAGGCGACGUGGGUGUUCGUCAACUCCUUCACCGAGCUGGAGCGCGACGUGGUGGACGCGCUCCGCGGCGUCGCGACGUCGCCGCCGCCGCCGCCGCUCAUCCCCGUCGGCCCGCUGAUCGAGCUGGAGGGCGACGCCGCGGUGCGCGGCGACAUGAUCAGGGCAGCGGACGACUGCGUCGGGUGGCUGGACGAACACCCUCCGCGCUCCGUCGUGUACGCGUCGCUCGGCAGCGUCGUGGUGCUGUCCGCCGGCGAGGUGGCGGAGAUGGCGCACGGGCUCGCCUCCACCGGCCGGCCGUUCCUCUGGGUGGUGCGGCCGGACAGCCGCGCGCUGCUGCCGGAGGGGUUCCUCGACGCCGUCGCCGGCCGCGGCAUGGUGGUGCCAUGGAGCCCCCAGGAGCAAGUGCUCGUCCACCCCGCCGUGGCGUGCUUCCUCACGCACUGCGGCUGGAACUCGACGCUGGAGACGGUCGCCGCCGGCGUGCCGGUGGUGGCGUUCCCGCAGUGGGGGGACCAGUGCACCGACGCCAUGUUCCUCGUCGACGAGCUCGGGAUGGGCGUCCGCCUCCGCGCGCCGCUGCGGCGCGGCGCCGUGCGCGACGCCGUCGACGCCGCCGUGGCGGGGCCCGACGCCGGCGCGAUGCGGUCCAGCGCCGCAGCGUGGAGCGCCGCCGCGCGGGCGGCCGUGGCGGCCGGCGGCUCGUCGGACCGCCACGUGGAGGCGUUCGUGGAGGAGGUGAAGGCGCGAGCGGCUAAGGCGUGACGUCACGCAUGGAAUCAUAAAUCGCAGCGUUUAGUUAUUAAGUAAGCGGCAGGGACAGAUUUAAUUAAUUGCUACUUCGUACAAGUAUUUUGCCACCGGUUUGAUUUUACCCAAGCGUCGUGGUAAAUAAAAAUAGUGGCGCUGUCAUUUUCGUCAAAAUUUUGUUUGAUUUGUGUAGCUGUUUUGGCAAAAUAAAAUUUAACGUAUACGGACACACAUUUAAAGUAUUAAACGUAAACUAAUAACAAAACAAAUUACAGAUUUCGCCUGUAAACUGCGAGAUAAAUCUAUUAGACCUAAUUAAUCCGUUAUUAGCAAAUGGUUACUGUAGCAUCUUAUUGUCAAAUAAUGACGUAAUUAGGCUCAAAAGAUUCGUCUCGCAAUUUAUAUGCAAACUGUGCCAUUGGCGUAAUUAAUUGCUACAAGUAUUUUGCCACCGGUUUGAUUUUACCUAAGCGUCGUAGUAAAUAAAAAUAGUGGCGCUGUCAUUUUCGUCCAAAUUUUGUUUGAUUUAAUUCGUCGUUUUGUAGUUAGGCAUACACAAUGCACGCUGACACGUAAGCAAAAUGGUAAAAGAGAAAAAGAUUGAUGGUGUCCGCCGUGGUUUGCAAAUUUCAACCACGAGUUAAAAAUAUAUACGUGUUACCAUUUUCAUUGCAUACUAGACGUACGGGCCACGAAGGUUUGAUGGCUACGUGCUACGUGUAUAGACAAUUCAGUCCAUUUCAAAACCUACCCAGCACACAAGAAUUCAGUUUUGGAAGAAACACGGAAAUGUGAGACUAGAUUCAAACCGCAUGAAUUUUGGGAUGCGUGUCCUCAAGAUCAUGUACAUGAACUUUUCUUUUUGCAAAUUCAAAAUUAAUAACCUUUUUUUCUUAACUAUUUGAUUCAUGCAAAUUCUUCUAUAUUAACGGACCUAGCGUCAAUUCCGACGAAAACCGGUCGAAUUCCGUGAAAUUUCAACGUUUCGACACGGCUCGGAAUUAACUUUCGAUUGGAAUUUCGAAGGUUAAACAGUAGAUUCAGUUGAAAUUUAUCGAAAACCGAUCGAAAUUUAUUGAAAACCGUGAUACUAAUGGGGCUCGAAAUUUAGUGAUCAACCGGUAAUGUAAACCCUACCUGGCGACGCCGCCGAGCAAGCACAAUAAGUAGCACUCCCUCCGUUUCAUAUUGUAAUUUAUAAGAUUUUCUAGCAUUGUCUAUAUUCAUAUAGAUGUUAAUGAAUCUGGGCAAUGCUAUAAAGUAUUACAUCGUGAAUCGGAGGAAUUAUUUCUUAUUCAUUAGCCAUGUUUUACAUACACUUUCGCCAUAAAUACCGGUAAUGACA
Messenger RNA from Oryza sativa Japonica Group (Japanese rice), 2885 nucleotides. The record is from RefSeq and is a predicted model, not a curated record. Lineage: Eukaryota; Viridiplantae; Streptophyta; Magnoliopsida; Poales; Poaceae.